Molecule: messenger RNA, 1009 nt
Organism: Diuraphis noxia (Russian wheat aphid)
Lineage: Eukaryota; Metazoa; Arthropoda; Insecta; Hemiptera; Aphididae
Gene: Cks30A
Product: Cyclin-dependent kinase subunit 30A
Molecular function (GO): cyclin-dependent protein serine/threonine kinase regulator activity
Source: RefSeq, a predicted model, not a curated record
UUGUUCGUUUGUAAUUUCGUAUGCUGCAUUGCUGCCUAUUGUGCAUCUGAAACCUGCAGAGCUAUUCGUUUCCGUGAUAGAGUAAUAAACUACCUCGACCGGUGGACGGUGGUACGCUUUACGAUAAUAAUAAUACAAUAUUAUAUUUUUCGCCGUAUGCAUUGAGUACGACGUGUUGCAUCCGUUUAUACGAUUUAGUGUUGUAGUUGUGAUCCGGYGGUGGAUGUGAAGUGAAUAUUGUUCGUCCGGUGACCGGCGGUGAAGGCGUUUGUGAUUUGUGAUACAAUAAUUUAUCCCAGUACGAUAUAGUGCACCUACUCGACAGCGUCUAAGACGUGCUGAACAAUAGGUACAUCUGUUGCUGGCGCACUGUAUAGCGUUGCACGCGUUGUUUCUCGGCAGUCCGUCUGGGUUUCUAUAUUGUAAGCACAACACUGAGUACAUCGAGCCGGUAAUAGCCGUACACAGAAUCCGCUACAAUGUCUGACAAACAGAUCUAUUAUUCGGAUAAAUAUUACGACGACAAAUAUGAAUACAGACAUGUGGUGUUGCCUAAAGAGAUGGCAAAAAGUAUACCAAAAACACAUUUACUUUCUGAAGAUGAAUGGAGAUCAAUUGGAGUACAACAGAGCAAGGGAUGGGUACAUUAUAUGAUCCAUGAACCUGAACCUCACAUCCUCUUAUUCAAAAGACCACGAACCAACUGAACUUUCAACAUACCUAAAAAUGUUGAAUGUCUUAUUGAACAAAGCAAAGAAUGUAGGGAAUGGCAAAUUUAGUUUCUAAGUAUUAUAAUGUUCUGUUGUAUAUUUAAACCAAUGAAAAAUGUUGAUUAAUUUCGACUUUUUUCUGAGUAAAUGUAAUGUUUAUUCACUCUGUUAUGUUUCAAUAAUUGAAUUUAUUUUUUAAAUGUAAUCGUAAAUAUUUACUCUGUAAGUCUUGAUUAUGAAAUAUGUUUAUUAUUAAUACAUUUUUUUUAAUCAACUACUAUUCUAGGGUAUUGUAAAAA